CACAUCGGCAACAAACACAUACACACACUCCCUCUUCGAGCCGGACAGCAUAGCCCCUGGCCCGGCAGCCCGGCAGCGGUGAACACAUAGGCUUCCAAACGCCGCAACCCGGACCUAAGAUCCCUUAACUUCUCGGCCAUGGGAGACAUGGGGGAUCCGCCGAAAAAAAAGCGGUUGGUGUCCCUGUGCGUUGGCUGCGGGAACCAGAUCCACGACCAGUAUAUUUUGCGGGUCUCCCCGGACUUGGAGUGGCACGCUGCCUGCCUCAAAUGUGCUGAGUGCAGCCAGUAUCUGGACGAGUCCUGUACGUGCUUCGUCAGGGAUGGAAAGACUUACUGCAAACGUGACUACAUCAGGUUAUACGGGAUUAAAUGCGCUAAAUGCAACAUCGGCUUCAGUAAGAACGACUUUGUGAUGAGGGCCCGCUCCAAGGUCUACCACAUCGAGUGUUUCCGCUGUGUGGCCUGUAGCCGGCAGCUCAUCCCGGGUGACGAGUUUGCUCUUCGAGAAGACGGGCUUUUUUGCCGAGCCGACCACGAUGUGGUGGAACGAGCCAGCCUCGGCCCAGGAGACGCGCUCAGCCCGCUGCACCCAGCCAGACCGCUGCAGAUGGCAGCAGAACCAAUUUCCGCCAGGCAGCCUGCUCUGCGGCCUCACGUCCACAAACAGCCGGAGAAAACCACCCGAGUCCGGACGGUGCUAAACGAAAAGCAACUGCACACACUUCGAACUUGCUACAAUGCCAAUCCGAGGCCCGACGCACUAAUGAAGGAGCAGCUGGUGGAGAUGACGGGCCUCAGUCCGCGCGUGAUCCGGGUCUGGUUCCAGAACAAGCGGUGUAAGGACAAGAAGAGAAGCAUUCUUAUGAAGCAACUGCAACAGCAGCAACCCAAUGACAAGACGAAUAUUCAAGGGAUGACGGGAACCCCGAUGGUGGCGGCGAGUCCAGAACGGCACGACGGCGGCAUCCAGGGCAACCCGGUGGAGGUGCAAAGCUAUCAGCCGCCAUGGAAGGUUUUAAGUGACUUUGCUUUGCAGAGCGACAUCGACCAACCGGCUUUCCAACAACUGGUCAGUUUCUCGGAAGGAGGACCGGGUUCUAACUCGACAGGCAGCGAGGCAGCGUCGAUGUCAUCGCAGCUUCCAGACACGCCGAAUAGCAUGGUAUCCAGCCCCAUUGAGGCCUGAGCUAACGCCAUAUAGGUUGAACGGAACCCACAGCCCUGUUCAUCCCAUCUCUCCCGACUGCACCAACAACCCACUGGUUGUAUUUUGACACUGUGAAGACAAUCACGGAAUUUUACCACCGCUACCCAUUCUAAUGCUCAUGCAGAAGACAAGGCUGAUGUGUCAUCUCGGGCUGCCCCUUAUGCGCCCGGUUACAGUUGCCAAAAAGAGAAGACAUGAACCUGGCUCCAUCGAUAAAUGGGACCAUGAGUAGGAGAUAAUUCAUGUACUUGUGAAAUACUGUGCGCUACUUUGAAUAGAAAACAAUGCCUGGUGAUUUUUUAUUCGGUACACACACCUCAUCAAAUAAUGAAGGGGGAAGAACAUUGCUUUUCUUCAUUUAAUUCCAUGAUUUCCAUGAUUCCAUGACCCAAAUACUAAAGCAUUUUCAACAAGGUAUACCUCUAUUUUGCCACAAGCUUCGUGGGACAUUUAUGUCAUUUGGUGUCCGUCCAGGACCCUCCCACCCCCCAACCCCCAACCCCCAAAGAUCUGUAAAUUAAUAUUAAGUUAAACAUUUCUGUUAACUCUGAAAGACAUGGUUUGUUUGUUUCCAUGCGACUAAAUUAUUUAUUAUUUAUUGUUGACAAAUUUGCCACCUUUUGUGUAAUUUUCUUAACUGAAGUAAAAAGAAACAAAAACACUUGGUUUGUGAACUUUCUGCUCGUCGCAAUUUCGUCGCAAUUUUCACGCUUUUACUAUUUUACUAAUUAAGCCAACAAUAUUGUUUUAAUGACUUACAGAUAAUUCAGCAAGAAUUGUCUUCGAGAUUAUGUUUUUAAUGAACAGUCACACAUGAGAGGGAAAAUCGACUCUGUUAAACAGUUGGAUGUAUAGACCGUGGAUAAGUGGGUGUCAUGGUGAUGCAGAUAUGUCUCAGUUUGCCGUCUGCUACCGGCCUUAGAAAAAACGUGACUGUAUAUCAUACUGACCUAACAGAAAAUUUGAGUCCUUAAAUAUUAUUUUCUUGGAACAAAAGUGAUCCAAUCUGACAGUCAAAUGAAUUCCAAAAUGUACUUUUUGAACACAACGUCUUUAUUUCAAUUCCACCAUCUGUGUUCAUUAAGGAUUGCCCUUGAGGUUUCUAACACAAUAGAAACUGCGCUGGGAACAAUUCAAUAACAAUUUUACAUGUUUUAAGGAACAUUCAAUUGCUGUCACUUCUGACCUUAACUGUCAAAAUGCUCCAUAGUUUGAAUACUAAAAUUAGUAUAAGUGUAUGGUCCCUCUGCUAAUAUAUUAGCAGCCAUAGGUAGUUAUAAAGCUCCAAUCAGAGUUAGAAUUUGAAGGUAAAAGUAUUCAACUUUAUGUUUCUUAAAGAUAGUUGAUCCUUUGGUAUAUGAACUAUAUCAACAUCAUGACCAGGGGUUUUUUUCAUUCUUUCUUUUUUUUUCUUUUUUUUCUUUUUUACCCCUAAAGCAAAAUCAAAAACCUGCUCAUGUGUAUGUUUUUUUUUUAUUACAUAUGGUUGUGCUCUAACAAAUGUAUGUAUAGUUCCUAUGCAAACCUUAAAAAUGUGUAAUCUGGUUGGUUAAUGCAGGCACUGAAAGCAAUAAAUAAUUAUAAAUUUAUCAUUUACUGAAAAUGUGGAAAACAUAAAAUGCCAUGGAGCGCAACAUGUGCUGUCAGAAAGCUCUUACCUCACGUUCUACAAGUUUGUGAAGCUUGUAUUUAUUUAUUUAUUAAUUUAUUUAUUAUAUUUAUUUAGUUAUACUAUAUGCUACUAUACUACUUAAAAUUCUUAGGCAACAGAUGCCAUAGUGGAUUGACUGACCAUGAACAUACCACGAUUUCUUUCCUGCACUUGAGAAUAUCAUAUGUAAAAAGACACACUAGGAAAUUAGAUGUUUUUGUGAUGCGAUUUUAACUCCACCUAGUAUAAUAAAAUAUAAAUACAAUU
Mugil cephalus (flathead mullet) is the source of this 3127-nucleotide messenger RNA. It is a transcript of the gene isl1a, whose product is annotated as ISL LIM homeobox 1a. NCBI's taxonomy places the organism in Eukaryota, Metazoa, Chordata, Actinopteri, Mugiliformes, Mugilidae. Gene Ontology annotation, biological process: axonogenesis; neuron fate specification; positive regulation of transcription by RNA polymerase II. The record is from RefSeq and is a predicted model, not a curated record. Gene Ontology annotation, cellular component: nucleus. The transcript is spliced from 6 exons. The coding region runs from base 139 to 1188 and encodes 349 amino acids. Gene Ontology annotation, molecular function: DNA-binding transcription factor activity, RNA polymerase II-specific; cis-regulatory region sequence-specific DNA binding.